UUGCUGUCAGAGCGCAGGAGGCAGAGCGGGCGCGGAGCUGCGGCCGCUGCGGGCACGGCCGGCACAGCGCGGGCGGACAGCGCUCCCUGCCCGGGCCGGGCCGCGCCCGCACCGCCGUCACCCCGCGGGCAGCGCCGACGAGGCGGCGGCGCCGGCGGCGGGAGCGGGAGGAGGAGGAAAACACCAUCCACGCACAGCCAGCGGCGGCAGCAGCGAGGGGCGGCCGGGCGGGGCGGGGAGGGGACACAGCGCCCCCCGCCCGCCGACGCCUCCGCACGGGGCCGGGACCGGGACCCCCCCUGGCCUCGCCCGCCCCGCGUCCCGCACGGACCCGCCGCCCUCCGCGCGACCCCCGAGCGGGGGGGGCCGCACCUGGACGCGGAAGGGCGGCCCCGGGCCCCCCCUUCCUCCUCUUCUCCUCCCGGCCCGGAGGAGCGGGGGACGCGUCCCCCCCGCCUGCACCGGAGAAGGGCCUCCCGGCUCGAGGAUUAUCGGCGCGGGGGCGGGUAGCGAGGAGCAGCGCGCCCGCCCCGGCCUCGGCGCGUCCCCUCCCGGCCGCGGGGCCCCGCGGGGCCGAGGGGCCGGAGCGCGGCGGCCGCCCCGGGCAGUGACGGGGUCGCCCCGGGGGCCGCCCGCCUUGCCCCUCGCCCCCCGGCCGUCCCCCCAGACAUGCCCCGCCGUGGCGGCCCGGCUCGCCGAGGAUCAUGACUGCGGCAGCGAACUGGGUGGCGAACGGGGCCAGCCUGGAGGACUGUCACUCCAACCUCUUCUCGCUGGCCGAACUCACAGGCAUCAAAUGGCGUAGGUACAACUUUGAAGGCCAUGGGGACUGUGGGCCCAUCAUUUCAGCUCCAGCCCAGGAUGAUCCCAUCCUGCUCAGCUUCAUCCGCUGCCUGCAGGCCAACCUGCUGUGCGUGUGGCGCCGGGACGUCAAACCCGACUGCAAGGAGCUCUGGAUAUUCUGGUGGGGGGACGAGCCCAACCUGGUCGAUGUCAUCCACCGCGAGCUGCACAACAGCUGUUGUAGGAUGGCUGAGCCUGGAGGUGAGACACUGCUCACAUUCAAGGGCACAGAUUAUUGUGUGGGAACAGCAGAGACAAAAAUCCUGGUGCUUAGAGUGGUGGAAGAAGGAUUCUGGGAGAAUGGACUUUCCUAUGAGUGUAGGACCCUGCUCUUCAAAGCAAUUCAUAAUCUUCUGGAAAGAUGCCUGAUGGAUAAAAACUUCGUAAGAAUUGGGAAAUGGUUCAUACGGCCCUAUGACAAGGAUGAGAAGCCAGUUAAUAAAAGCGAGCACUUGUCGUGUGCCUUCACGUUCUUCCUGCACGGGGAGAGCAACGUGUGCACGAGCGUGGAGAUCGCGCAGCACCAGCCCAUCUACCUGAUCACCGAGGAGCACAUCCACAUGGCCCAGUCCUCCCCCUCGCCCUUCCAAGUGCUGGUGAGUCCUUAUGGCUUGAACGGGACCCUGACGGGCCAGUCCUACAAGAUGUCAGACCCUGCCACUCGGAAGCUGAUGGAGGAGUGGCAGUACUUCUACCCCAUGGUGCUGAAGAAAAAGGAAGGCAUGAAAGAGGAGGAAGAGCUGGGAUAUGACAACGAUUUCCCUGUGGCAGUUGAAGUCAUUGUUGGGGGUGUGAGGAUGGUGUAUCCUUCAGCCUUUGUUCUCAUCUCCCAGAGUGACAUCCCAGUGUCACAGAGCGCUGCCAGUGCUGCAGGCCAUAUAAAUGUGGGACAGCAGGGGCUUGGAAGCGUGAAGGAUCCUGUCAGUACCUGUGGGAUGCCCCUGACUCCCCCCACCUCUCCAGAGCAGGCUGUUAUGGGAGAAAGUGGCUGCUCUCAGAGUAGCAUCAGCCAUCCAGCUGUGCAGGAGGGGACAGUCACUGUCCACAGUCCAAAGAAAUCCAGCAAGAUUACUCCCAAAUUUCACAACCGCAUUGUUCACCGUGUGUGGAAGGAAUGCAUCCUCAACAGGGCACAGUCCAAGAGGAAUCAAAUUACAGCUGCAAAUUUGGAGGAGGAAGUUCCUAACAAUAGUGUUUCAUGGGAUUUUGUGGAUCCAGUCCAAAGAGUCAGUUGUUCUUGUUCCAGGCACAAGGUGUUCAAGCAGCGCUGCGCCGGCGCCUCGGGCCGGCCGCCCACGCUGCCCCAGCCUGGCUUCGCCGUGGGCACGGCCGCGGCCUCGGCUCUGCCCCCUCCUGCCUCCUCAAAGCACAAAACCACCGAGCGGCAGGACAAGGGAGAGAAACUGCAAAAAAGGCCCCUGAUGCCAUUCCACCAUCGGCCCUCGGUGACUGAAGAGCUAUGCAUGGAGCAGGACGCGGCCGGGCAGAAGCUGGGCCUGGCCGGGAUGGAGUCCGCGCUGGAAGUGCCCAGUUCCAGGAAAUACGAGAAGCCGCUCCCGCUGUCUGCUAGAAAUCCAAGCAAGCAGAUUAAUAUGAAUCCUAUGGAUUCACCCCAUUCCCCCACUUCCCCUCUGCCUCCCACCCUGAGCCCCCAGCCCAGAGGUCAGGAGGCAGAGAACCUGGACCCCCCUUCCGUUCCUGUGAACCCAGCACUCUACGGCAGCGGGCUGGAGCUGCAGCCGCUGCCCAGCUUAGAUGACAGGACAGUCCUGGUGGGACAGAGGUUACCUCUGAUGGCAGAGGUCAGUGAGACAGCCUUGUACUGUGGCAUAACUCAGAGCAACGAGGCCGUGGACAUGUGGAGGACCUAUAGUGUCCCUUCGAGUGACGACCCCGAGUUCCGGCCGCCGGAGCUGCCGUGUGAGAGGUAUGAUGGCAGGAUGGAGAUCAACCCCGACAGCACUGCACUGAAAAGGCUCUUAGCACAACCUAAUAAACGGUUUAAAAUUUUGGAAGAGCAGAAACCAGUGCAGACCCUGAACUAUCUUGACCCCUUGCCUCUACUACAACCCCCUGGAGAAGGCUGGGGAGACACCAGUGAUCCUUACACCUUCGAAGAUGGAGACAUCAAGUACAGUUUCACUGUCAAUAAAAAAUGCAAACUUGGGGCUGAGAAAGAUCCAUUGAAAAAGAACAAGUCAGAAGAUGGGAUUGGUUCCAAGGAAAUCCCACCACCGGGCCAUUCCACACCAGUUCCUGAUGGAAAAGAUGCCAUGUCCAUUUUCAGUUCUGCUCCUAAGACUGACCCGCGGCAGGACGGCGCUGCCGGCAGGGCCGGCUCCGGCAGCCUCACCCAGGUCACCGACCUGGCCCCGUCCCUGCACGACCUCGACAACAUCUUCGACAACUCCGACGAGGAUGAGCUUGGGGCCGUGUCCCCAGCUCUGCGCUCCUCCAAGCUGCCGGCAGCGGGCUCCGAGGAGCGGCCGCUGGGCAAGGACGGCCGGACUGCCGUGCCCUACCCUCCCACUGUGGCAGACCUCCAAAGGAUGUUCCCAACACCACCCUCUUUAGAACAGCACCCUGCCUUCUCCCCAGUGAUGAGUUACAAAGAUGGAAUAAGUUCAGAGACUGUGACUGCCUUGGGAAUGAUGGAGAGUCCUAUGGUCAACAUGGUUCCAACACAGCUGGCUGAGUUUAAAAUGGAGGUGGAGGAUGGAUUAGGUAGCCCUAAACCUGAAGAAAUCAAGGAUUUUUCGUAUGUGCACAAAGUUCCAUCAUUUCAACCUUUCGUGGGCUCUUCCCUGUUUGCCCCACUGAAGAUCCUGCCCAGCCAGUGCCUCCUACCUCUGAAGAUUCCAGAUGCCUGCAUCUUCAGGCCUUCUUGGGCUGUUCCUCCGAAAAUUGAGCAACUUCCAUUGCCACCUGCAGCCACUUUCAUCAGAGAUGGCUACAACAACGUGCCCAGCGUGGGCAGCCUGGCGGACCAGGACUACCUGCAGAUGAGCACGCCCCAGAUGAGCACGCCGGUGACGCUCAACAGCGCGGCCCCCGCCAGCAACAGCGGCGCGGGGGUGCUGCCGUCCCCGGCCACGCCGCGCUUCUCGGUGCCCACGCCGCGCACGCCGCGCACGCCCAGGACUCCCCGGGGCGGGGGCACCGCCAGCGGCCAGGGCUCCGUCAAGUACGACAGCACGGACCAGGGCUCCCCCGCCUCCACGCCCUCCACCACGCGGCCGCUCAACUCGGUGGAGCCGGGCACGGUGCAGCCCAUCCCGGAGGCGCACAGCCUGUACGUGACCCUGAUCCUCUCCGACUCCGUGCUCAACAUCUUCAAGGACAGGAACUUCGACAGCUGCUGCAUCUGCGCCUGCAACAUGAACAUCAAGGGCGCCGACGUGGGGCUGUACAUCCCCGACUCCUCCAACGAGGAUCAGUACCGCUGCACCUGCGGCUUCAGCGCCAUCAUGAACCGCAAGCUCGGCUACAACUCCGGGCUCUUCAUCGAGGAUGAGCUGGAUAUUUUCGGCAAGACCUCGGACAUCGGCCAGGCUGCAGAAAGGCGACUGAUGAUCUGCCAGAGCAACUUGAUCUCGCAGAUGGGAGAGGGAGCCAGGAGGAGCCAGGAGCCUCCCAUGAGCCUCCUGCUGCUGCUGCAGAACCAGCACACGCAGCCCUUCACCUCGCUGAGCUGCCUGGAUUACAUGGCCUCCAACAACCGCCAGACGCUGCCCUGUGUCAACUUGAGCUACGACCGGCUGCAGGCUGACAGCAACGACUCCUGGGUGGAAUGUUUCAAUGCCCUGGAGCAGGGCAGGCAAUAUGUGGACAACCCCACGGGGGGCAAGGUGGACGAAGCCCUUGUCCGAAGUGCCACUGUCCAUUCCUGGCCCCACAGCAACGUGCUGGACAUCAGCAUGCUCUCCUCCCAGGACGUGGUGCGCAUGCUGCUCUCCCUGCAGCCCUUUCUCCAGGAUGCCAUCCAGAAGAAGAGGACGGGAAGGACCUGGGAGAACAUCCAGCACGUGCAGGGACCGCUCACCUGGCAGCAAUUCCAUAAGAUGGCAGGACGGGGGACCUAUGGCUCUGAGGAAUCUCCUGAGCCUCUCCCGAUCCCGACGCUGCUGGUGGGCUAUGACAAGGACUUCCUGACAAUCUCUCCAUUCUCCCUGCCCUUCUGGGAGAGGCUCCUGCUGGACCCCUACGGGGGCCACCGGGAUGUCGCCUACAUCGUGGUGUGUCCGGAAAAUGAGGCCUUGCUCGACGGAGCCAAAACUUUCUUCAGGGACUUGAGUGCUGUAUACGAGAUGUGCAGACUUGGGCAGCACAAGCCCAUCUGCAAAGUGCUGCGGGACGGGAUCAUGCGGGUGGGCAAGAGCGUGGCGCAGAAGCUGACGGACGAGCUGGUGAGCGAGUGGUUCAGCCAGCCCUGGGGCUCCGAGGACUGUGACAAUCAUUCCAGGCUCAAGCUCUACGCGCAGGUCUGCCGCCACCACCUCGCACCUUACUUGGCCACCCUGCAGCUGGACAGCAGCCUUCUGCUGCCCCCCAAGUACCAAGCGCCGGCUCCGAGCCAGCCGCAGGCAGCUCCCGGCAGCUCGGGACCCGCUCCCUCCAGCUCCUCCUCGUGUCUCUCGGCCGCGGGGGCCCCUGCCACGGGCAGCUCCUUCAGCUCCACGCCCAGCGCGGGCACCACCAGCCUUCCGGCCGGCAGCGCGUCCUCCUCGGGCUCCUCGGUGCCGCAGCUGUCAGCGUCCUCUGCCACGCCCGGCGCCAGCCAGAUGGGCGCGUCCUCCACGCCGGGCUUCAGCGGCAACGCGGGCUCGGGGCAGAGCAGCGGCGGCGCGGCCGAGCGCUCGCAGGGCAGCGCGGGCCCCGGCGCGGACAGCGAGCCGGGCCCCGCCCUGCCGCAGCAGCAGCAGGAGGGACAGGAAGGCGCGGCGGAGCGGGAGCGCAUCGGGAUCCCCACGGAGCCGGACGCUGCGGACAGCAACGCCUACCCCCCCGCCGUGGUCAUCUACAUGGUGGACCCCUUCACCUACACUGCCGACGAGGAGUCUGCCUCCACCAACUUCUGGCUCCUGAGCCUCAUGAGAUGCUACACAGAAAUGUUGGACAACUUGCCUGAGAAUAUGAGGAAUUCUUUCAUUCUCCAGAUUGUGCCUUGCCAGUACAUGCUGCAGACAAUGAAGGAUGAACAGGUUUUCUACAUUCAGCACUUGAAGUCUCUGGCCUUCUCUGUGUACUGCCAGUGCAGGAGGCCCCUGCCCACACAGAUCCACAUCAAGUCCCUCACAGGCUUUGGGCCAGCUGCCAGCAUUGAGAUGACCCUCAAAAAUCCUGAGAGGCCCAGCCCAAUCCAGCUGUACUCACCUCCUUUCAUCCUGGCCCCCAUCAAAGACAAGCAGACAGAGCUGGGAGAGACAUUUGGAGAGGCCAGUCAGAAAUACAACGUGCUCUUUGUCGGGUACUGCCUGUCCCACGACCAGCGCUGGCUCCUGGCGUCCUGCACCGACCUGCACGGGGAGCUGCUGGAGACCUGCAUUGUCAACAUCGACCUGCCCAGCAGGUCAAGGAGGAGCAAGUUGUCUGCGCGGAAGAUCGGGCUGCAGAAGCUGUGGGAGUGGUGCAUUGGCAUUGUGCAGAUGACAUCCCUGCCCUGGAGAGUCGUCAUCGGCCGCCUGGGCCGCCUGGGCCACGGGGAGCUGAAAGACUGGAGUAUCCUGCUCGGGGAGUGCUCCCUGCAGACAAUCAGCAAGCAGCUGAAGGAGGUUUGCCGCAUGUGCGGCAUCUCUGCAGCAGAUUCCCCCUCCAUCCUCAGUGCCUGCCUCGUUGCCAUGGAGCCACAGGGAUCAUUUGUGGUGAUGCCAGACGCGGUGACGAUGGGCUCGGUGUUCGGGCGCAGCACGGCGCUGAACCUGCAGUCAUCCCAGCUCAACACCCCCCAGGACGCCUCCUGCACACACAUCCUGGUGUUCCCCACCUCUGCCACCAUCCAGGUGGCACCUGCAAAUUACCCCAACGAGGAUGGCUUCAGCCCCACCAACGAUGACAUGUUUGACCUUCCAUUCCCAGAUGACAUGGACAAUGACAUUAGAAUUUUGAUAACAGGGAAUCUUCACUCUUCACCAAAUUCUUCCCCAGUUCCUUCCCCUGGAUCACCAUCUGGCACUGGAGUGGGAUCUCACUACCAUCACAGUAGGAGCCAAGGUGAACGUCUCCUCUCCAGAGAAGCCCCCGAGGAGCUGAAGCAGCAGCCUCUGGCUCUGGGGUACUUCGUGUCGACUGCCAAAGCGGAGAACCUCCCGCAGUGGUUCUGGUCCUCCUGUCCUCAGGCACAGAACCAGUGUCCCCUCUUCCUCAAGGCCUCUCUCCAUCACCACAUCUCUGUAGCGCAGACAGACGAGCUUCUACCUGCCAGAAAUUCUCAGCGAGUUCCUCACCCCCUUGACUCUAAAACUACAUCAGAUGUCUUGAGGUUCGUGCUGGAGCAGUACAACGCCCUGUCCUGGCUCACGUGUAACCCGGCCACGCAGGACCGCAGCUCCUGCCUGCCCGUGCACUUCGUGGUGCUCACCCAGCUCUACAACGCCAUCAUGAACAUCCUGUAGGACACACAAGCACUUGUUCUUCUGGCUGCUUCUCCCCUCCGCCCGGGAACGUGCCACGACCUGCAAAGAGCUCCGUUUGCUUCUCUUCAGACCAGUCCUGUGCUGUGCUUCUGUUCCUCCAAAAGCACAUGUGAAUUCUGCAGUGUUCAAAACUAAACUACCCAUUAACAUCUCUGGCAGCUUCAGUCCAAAAUCUGGGAACAUCCAAGAACAGUGAACACAGAGUAACCUCAAGCCAGUGUUAGUUUGGUGGCUCAGUAACUACUGGUCAGCGUGAUUAUUUUUUUUAAUAUUUUAUUUUUUUAAGAAGACUACAGGAUCUUUUUGCAUUAGGAACUGAUAAAGACCCACGAGCAGUGUCAGCCCUCCAAGUAAAAACCACCUUGUAGUGACCAGUUCAAGUGUUUCGUUGUUUGAUCGUCGUAAACUGGGACUUUGCAGGAAGAAAAAACCACAAACACAAAACCACACAGUUGUAGUCUCGUAUAAAUAUUGGAGUUUUCUGUCUACCUGGAGUUCCUGUCAGAGUGGAUUGGGAUGAAUGCAUGCAUUUGUUACCUGUCCAUGUAGAUAUGAAUGGUCUGGAGAUACUUUAUUUAUUUUUAGGUUUGGGGAGGGGAGGGAUUAAAUUAUAAAGGACCAGGAACAGUAGAAAUACCUUAAAAAUCCAGCUCCGUUCCACUGUAGGGUUAUUUAUCUGCAGACCUCUCACUCUUCUGGCCUGGAAAUCAAAAGAAGCUCAUAACAAUCAAAGUCUGGGAAGGAAAGCAUGUUCUGGUAAGGAGAUAUUCUAUUUUAAGGAAUUCUCCCCUGUGUUUAGCCUGGUUAAAGCAAGGAAUGGCCAGUGUUUAAUGAAGGAUAACACUACCUAAGGGAGAAGAGUGAGAGGGAGGUAGGGAGGAAAAAAUACUUUAAAGCCCAGUUCAGGGCAAGUGGAAAGUGGCAAAUUAUUCUAUUGUAGAGCUAUGAUUGAAAUAUAUUUCCAGUAAAUUUAGUGAUGCUAGAAAAGUAUUUACUGAAAGCCAAGUUGCCCUUGAAUUCUGGGCAGACUCGUCCAUGUACAUAUCCAAAAAUACGGUUUUUGUUUACACUAAAUCAGUCACAAAUCUGGUGUAUUUUUUCUGACUAUAGGAAUAUUAUUUCAAAGAAAUAAUUUUUAAAAAUUAUAUCAUUAAAUUAGUACUUGAAGUUACACCACUGUGGUGGCAAAGUUACUUUGUUUAGUGAAAUGAUUGCCAUUGGGAAGGUUAAUGGCUAAUUGAAGUAUUUUUAUGACUCCUUCAUUCCAGGCUCCCAGGGGUUCCUAUUCCAGCCCCAUUCCCUCAUUUCUGGGGGUGCACUGGGCAGCAGGAGGGGGCCAGGGUCAGGCACUUGCAUCAGGCUGGGUGACCCCUCCCCUGGCUGUGAAGAAAAACUACCAAGUUUAGAGUUCUUCCAAAAGACUUUCAUGUUCUGGUUAAAAAAAAUUAAAUUCUAUGAUUUUAAAAAGUAUUUUUCUUGAGAUAAUGUAACAUUUAAAACAAAUUAUAUAAAAUAAUAAAAGAAAAAAAAAAGAAUUGCUUGUGUAAUGAGAAGGUGAAGGCAGGAGAGGAAACCUGUAAAUGGAUUAUUUCCUUCCCUGCUCCACCCCUCUGUGUGGGUGUCCUCUUUGCAAUGUAUAGGUUAAAAAAAUCUGAUAUCAAACCAUUUGUAUCUAAUGUGUACAGUGUAAAAUUGACUUUAAAAAUAUUGCAGUACUAUUUUUUCUUAAUCAGAAAAGAAAAUUCUCAAGGCCUUUUGAAGAGCAUAAAAAGAUGAAGAUUGUAAACUUGUAUAAAAAAAUUUAACUUGGGGAGGAAAAAAUGUAAAGUAGACAUUUGUAAUCUUUUACCAUUUGGGGGUUAUUUGUUCCCAGGAUUCAUCUGAACUUUGGAUUAUUAUUUUGCUUAUUGUUUUUAAAUGGGCCGUUUUUAUCCAGGGGUGUUUCUUCCCCACAAACCUGGUUCUAAGCAAAAAUUAGAAAUUAAAAAAAGGGCAGCAAGGAGUAGUUUUCAUCUGGUGUCUUUUAUUUAAUUUUUUUAAGUUAAGAGAAGCUGGUGACAUAUUUAUACGUUUUUGUGCAAAAUAAAUGAAUGGCAAUAGAUUUUAAAGAAAAAUCUUAUGUACUUCAGUGUGAGAAGUUCUGUAUAAUAUUUCUCUUAAAUAUGCAUUAUUUUACUUGUGAGUUUUUUACUGAAUUAAUCUGAAAUGUACAAGCCCUGGCUUUCCUACAGAGUGAAGAAAGUUAUUAUUAUUUUUUUUUUAUUUCUAACUUUGGAAAAUCAUGCCUAAAUCAGAAUUAUUAUUACAGUUGUUUGAGCUAAAGGGAGCGGGAGGGUGGGGAAUGUCCAGCAUGCUUGUAUGUAUAUUUCAGAACCUUUUUUAAAUGUAAAAGCUGUACAUUUCUGGGGAGUUCUGAAUUUCUUUUUGUUUUCUUUUUUUUUUCCUCUGAGCAUUUUGCAGUGAGCUUCUUUUAUAUAUAGCCGACAAUUUGAAAGAAAACAAAAAAAAAUGUGAAGUUCAUUUUAAAUCUACAGUAUAUCGCUGGUACAAUACACUAAAAAAGACUUUGAUAAAAAGAAACAAUAAUAAUAAAAGACCUCCAUUUUAAAUGUCAUUCAUAUAUACCUUGUGGAUGAGAGCUAUAUACUUUUACACACUUUUUUAGAUGAAUAAAUUAUUGAAUUACUGAAA
Molecule: messenger RNA, 10166 nt
Organism: Passer domesticus (house sparrow)
Lineage: Eukaryota; Metazoa; Chordata; Aves; Passeriformes; Passeridae
Gene: MED13L
Product: mediator complex subunit 13L
Exons: 32
Coding region: 705-7454 (2249 amino acids)
Biological process (GO): regulation of transcription by RNA polymerase II
Cellular component (GO): mediator complex
Molecular function (GO): transcription coregulator activity
Source: RefSeq, a predicted model, not a curated record